Messenger RNA from Lotus japonicus, 1678 nucleotides. Its product is annotated as flavin-containing monooxygenase FMO GS-OX-like 8. The transcript has 7 exons. Lineage: Eukaryota; Viridiplantae; Streptophyta; Magnoliopsida; Fabales; Fabaceae. The coding region runs from base 142 to 1536 and encodes 464 amino acids. Gene Ontology annotation, molecular function: N,N-dimethylaniline monooxygenase activity; flavin adenine dinucleotide binding; NADP binding. The record is from RefSeq and is a predicted model, not a curated record.
CAAUCAUUGAACUUUUAUGAAAAAUACUCAACUACAAAUACCCUCCAAUGAAUCCAUCAUCACCUUCAACACAUCACAUUAACCCAAUUGUAAUUUGCAAUCUCUCAAACUACUUUUUUCUCACAAUAUAUCAUAUACACCAUGGUUUCCAAGACAAAUCAAAAUUCCAAAAAUGUUUGUGUGAUUGGAGCUGGACCAUCAGGGCUAGUGGCAACGAGGGAGCUGAAAAGAGAAGGACACAAGGUGGUUGUGUUUGAGCAGAAUCAUGACAUUGGUGGACAAUGGCUCUAUAACCCAAAUGUACAAUGUGAAGACCCUUUGGGAAAAAACCCUGUUCUCAAAGUGCAUAGCAGCAUUUAUGAAUCUUUGAGGCUCAUGUCACCAAGAGAGAUCAUGGGGUUCACUGAUUUCCCAUUUUUGGUCAAGAAAGGUAGAGAUAUGAGGAGGUUCCCUGGCCAUAGAGAGCUCCUUUUCUACCUCAAUGACUUUUGUGAAUGGUUUGGGUUGAGAGAGGUGAUAAGGUUCAAUACAAGGGUGGAAUAUGUUGGACCCUUGAAUUAUAAUGGUGCUUUUAGUGGUAAUGAUGAUUUGAAGUGGGUUGUUAGAAGCAAAGAGAAGGAGAGUGAUGGGGUGGUGGAAGAAGUGUUCGACGCGGUGGUUGUUGCCUCGGGCCAUUACUCUCAUCCUAAAUUGCCCUGCAUUCAAGGAAUGGAUACCUGGAAAAGAAAACAAAUGCAUAGUCAUAUUUACAGGACUCCACAACCAUUUGGCAAGGAGAUUGUGGUGGUAGUUGGAAAUUCUUUUAGUGGGCAAGAAAUAUCAAUGGACCUAGUGAAAGUAGCAAAGGAAGUCCACCUCAGUUCCAACUCUGCUUAUAUUAGUGAGGGUUUAUCCAAAGUCAUACAUAAAUAUCAAAACUUCCACCUUCAUCCUCAGAUUGACAAUCUUCAAGAGGAUGGACGGGUUAUUUUCACGGAUGGUUCAAGCAUUCAAGCAGACACUAUUUUAUACUGCACUGGGUACUCUUAUGUUUUUCCCUUUCUUGAUACCAAAGGAAUGGUUGUCAUAGAAGAUAACAGAGUUGGUCCUCUGUAUGAGCACACUUUUCCCCCAUCACUUGCUCCUUCUCUUUCCUUUAUGGGCAUCCCUUCAAAGGUCCUGGGGCCCCAUUUCUUUGAGUCUCAAGCUAAAUGGAUAGCUCAACUACUAUCUGGGAAGAAAAUAUUACCAUCAUUCGAGGAAAUGAUGAAGUCCAUUAAGGAAUUAUAUCAUUCAAGAGAAGUAGCCAAUGUUCCUAAGCGCUACACACAUAGCAUUGCAGAUAAUGAUGGUUUUGAAUAUUUUGACAAAUAUGGAGACAAUGCUGGAUUCCCCAAAUUAGAAAAAUGGAGGAAAGAGAUUUGCAUAUCAUCCACAGUGAACAUGUUUGCCAACUUGGAGACAUUUCGUGAUUCAUGGAAUGAUGAUGAGAUGCUUCAGGAGGUCCUCAAAAUUCCUUACUUCACUCAACUUGGAGAUCAUGGAUUUGAAAAUUGAAAAUCCUCUGUAAAUUAAAAUCAUAUCGAUUGGUAUUUACUUAUUUGUAUUUGUGUGUUCAAGAGAUGAAUGUUUGUGACUCUAUUUUUAAUUUGUGCAUUGUAUUUUGAUUGAUUUUGAAUAAGAAAUUCAUUCAAUGCAA